Molecule: messenger RNA, 4721 nt
Organism: Prunus mume (Japanese apricot)
Lineage: Eukaryota; Viridiplantae; Streptophyta; Magnoliopsida; Rosales; Rosaceae
Product: kinase superfamily with octicosapeptide/Phox/Bem1p domain-containing protein
Biological process (GO): protein phosphorylation; signal transduction
Cellular component (GO): cytoplasm
Molecular function (GO): protein kinase activity; protein binding; ATP binding
Source: RefSeq, a predicted model, not a curated record
GAGGAGAUAAAUAAGAUGCUAGAGGAGAACGCGAAAAUCAGGUGGUGCCACGUGGCACGCUACCUGGCAAGCAGGCAUCGCAUCUGACCCAAAGCCAAGCGAACCAAGCCACUACGCCUAUGGCGGUCCUUCAUCUUCACGUUCAUCUCCUUCCCCUUUCAUCAUCACCAUCAUCUUCUUCACCUCAUUCACAGAGCCUAAAUUACUCUUGCUUUCCACGCCUCUCCAACUCUAUUUGCUCUGCUUGAUCGUAGGCUCGCAACUAAGGCCGAGGGGGCUGAAGACGCGUCUAAGUGGCACAGAAGAUUCCUUGGGGGUCUGUUUUCAAUUGGGUAUUGAGUUUUAGCAUCUGGGAUUGCCCAGUUUCCCCAUUUUCAGGUACCCAAUUCUUGUUUCUGUGGGAAAUUGUUGAUCUGGGUAUUCAGUUUGGAUCUAGUUUGAUAAAGUUUGGGACUUUUGGGGUGUGGUGGUGUGAUUUUGAUUGGCUGUUGGAUGAAAUUUGGUUGUUUUGAUCUUAUUUUUUUGGUCUUGGCGAUUGUUGCGAUGGUGGCCGUGAUAGGUGUUCGGAAAUAUGAUGGUUUUGUGUGGUUUUGAUGGAGUUGUUAUAAAUGGAGGAUUUCUCAAUUUCGGUUAGUGAAGUUGAAGAACAUGCUUAUAAUUAUCGGUUCAAAUCUUCAAAAUUUGAAAUAUAUAUGGUGUGAGUGUUACUCAUGUGUAAUAAAGGAAUUGCGUGCUUGAGCGAGUCUGAGAACCCAAUUGAUCAGCAACACCCUCAUCAAGCUGUGUACUUGAUGGAUAGCCCUUCCGCUACCCCUCACUUUGGUUCUAAUUCCACCGCUGUUUCGAGCCCUAAUUGGAAUGAGGAGAGCCCACGUGUUAAAUUUCUAUGUAGCUUUUCGGGUAGUAUAUUGCCUCGCCCACAAGAUGGGAAGCUCCGGUAUGUGGGUGGAGAGACACGAAUUGUGAGUGUUCCACGAGAUAUUAAGUAUGAGGAGUUGAUGAACAAGAUGAGGGACCUUUAUGAAGGGGCAGCAGUGCUCAAGUACCAGCAACCUGAUGAAGAUCUUGACGCACUUGUAUCGGUUGUGAACGAUGAUGAUGUGACUAAUAUGAUGGAAGAGUAUGAUAAGCUGGGCUCUGGUGAUGGUUUCACUAGGCUCAGGAUUUUUCUGUUUUCGCAUCCGGACCAAGAUGGGUCAUCACACUAUGAGGGAGAUGAAAGGGAUAAUGAGAGGAGGUAUGUCGAUGCUCUCAAUAAUUUAAAUGAUGGUUCCGACUUUAGGAAGCAGCAUCCUGAGUCCCCUUUUAUUAAUCCAGUUGAUGAUAUCCAUAUAGCUGAACAGUUUUUUAGCCCAAUAAGUCUUGAGGGUGGCCUUCAGAGAAGUUGUGAUAUGUCCGCACCUCAAUAUAACUUGCAUCACCUCAAGAUACCUCAUAUAGGAUCAGGGCAACACCAUCAACCGAUUACUCAGAGGUAUAACGAAAUGGAAGCUCCUUGGAGUCCUGCAUACUAUUCUCCUAGGCAUCAUGGGCAUCUUGAUCCAAGACCAAUGCCAGAAUUUCCAUCUUCUCCUUCCUCUGCACGGUACCGUAUUCCAUUUCCAGAUUUACCUGAUAAAUGUUUAGAUAGAAUGCCUGAAGAAUAUGCACGACAGCCAUUGAAUCAUCAGCCUGCAUAUGAACACCAAACACAAUAUACUGAGAAUGUUGUGUGGCUUCCAAGUGGAGCUAUAUCUGGUGAAAAGUCUGGCUUUCCUGGUAACAUCUUUCAUGGAACCAAUGUUCUCGAAGGAAACAGUAUUUGUGAGCAUUGCCGGAUGAAUUUCCAGAGAAACCAACCACAUUUUGAGCAAUCCAACAUGGUGAAUGGAUUUCACCAGGUUGCUAACCCAAGCAAUGAGUGUCCUCCACAUAGAGAAAGUUUCAUAAUGAAUUCAGAUGCAAAGUUGCACCAUGAGAUAUACGCAAGUGAACAGAAUAAUGGUCCUCCAUCUCUUUAUAAUGAGACUCCAAAUCAUGAAAGAGGAUGGAUUCCACAUCAUCAUUUGAAUUGUCGGACUGAGGAAGCAAGACCACAUGUCUGUGGAGCUGGGAAAUUGAAUGAUCACUACAUUGUAGAUGGUCCCAGCAUGAAUUUGCCUCAUGGUCCUAGUAAUAUGGUUGAUGGCCAUCACGUCUCUUCAAAUUAUGUUCAUCAGCGAGUUGCACCUGAAAUUGGAAAUGAAGUAUUUCAUGACCGACCUGUGCCUGCUCCACCCCAUGUACACGUUGCUCCUCCAGAAGAGCGUGGGGUUCGUUAUGGGAAUCCUCCUUAUGCCUAUGGAGGAGAUAGUUCUUACCCGGUGUCUCAUGGACAUGUACCUGGACCUGCAGUAUGGAGAAAUGUUCAGAGCCCAAUGCAUGCUGCGCCCUCUUACGAAGCGUCCAAUUCUGCUCCACAAGUGAAUGGUACUGUUAACCCAGGAUUUCUCAGGCAUGAGGAUAGUCCAAGGUUUGGCCUUACAGUAGACAAUCAAAAUAUUUGGGCUGACUCCUCGCAGCAAAUGUUAGGUUUCGAUGGAAAAGUUGUUCCGGACUAUUCGUAUGGCCACACUUUGAAGUUUAAUCCAAACACACUUGGUCAGGAAAAUCAUCCUCCAUUUCCUUCAGACCCUACUCAACCCACACCUGAUAUGCUAAAUUGUGCUAUUCCUUUAGACCCCGUUACUGGAGUUGUGAGGUUGGGGGGAGAAAGUUUGCCUGGAGAAGAAAAGGAGGUAAAUCUUGUGGAGAAGCUAGAGAACUCUGACAUGCAGGGUAUAAGUCAGAACAAAUUUUCCGAUAAAAAUUAUGAAAUGGUAUCUCCUGAGUUGAUAAAUUCAAAUUUCCCUAAGCUUACUGAAGUAAGUGGUGAUGUUGUCAAAACUAGUGACAAUGAUCAUUCUACUCCUGAAGUUCCAAAGCUUUCUGUUAGCCAUUUGAGUUUCAUACCUGAGUUGAUGGCUUCUGUAAAAAGAGCUGCAUUAGAGGAGGCUGAGGAGGUGAAAGCCAAUGUUAAAGAAAGUGGAGAUCCUGAGAAGGAUAGUUCAAUAGCCGAAGAAGCAGCUGCAAACAAUUUGGAGCGAGUGAACACUCCUGGAGAUGGGGAAUUGGAUUCUGAUAACGAUUAUCUGAACAAUUCCAAAAUUGAGCCAACGAAGGCUGAGGCAGAAGCUAUUUCCAAGGGAUUGCAGACAAUAAAGAAUGAUGAUCUAGAGGAGAUUCGAGAAUUGGGUUCUGGAACUUAUGGGGCUGUUUUUCAUGGGAAGUGGAAGGGGUCUGACGUAGCGAUAAAGAGAAUAAAAUCCAGCUGUUUUGCUGGGAGACCAUCAGAAAGAGAACGCUUGAUUGCAGAUUUCUGGAAGGAGGCUUUGAUACUUGGUUCAUUGCAUCACCCAAAUGUUGUUUCUUUCUAUGGUAUUGUGCGUGACGGUCCUGAUGGGUCGUUAGCAACAGUGACCGAAUUCAUGGUUAAUGGAUCUUUGAAACAGUUUUUGCAGAAAAAAGACAGAACAAUUGAUCGUCGUAAAAGAUUGAUCAUUGCUAUGGAUGCUGCAUUUGGAAUGGAGUAUCUGCACGGGAGAAAUAUAGUACAUUUUGACUUAAAGUGUGAAAAUCUUUUAGUAAAUAUGAGAGAUCCACAGCGGCCUGUAUGUAAGAUUGGUGAUUUGGGAUUAUCGAAAGUAAAACAGCACACUUUAGUGUCUGGAGGUGUUCGUGGAACUUUGCCUUGGAUGGCACCUGAACUUCUUAGUGGGAAAAGUAACAUGGUAACAGAAAAGAUUGAUGUUUACUCGUUUGGAAUUGUUAUGUGGGAACUCCUUACGGGGGAUGAGCCAUAUACGGAUAUGCAUUGUGCUUCUAUAAUUGGGGGAAUUGUGAACAACACAUUGCGUCCUCAAAUUCCCACUUGGUGUGAUCCUGAAUGGAAAUCUUUGAUGGAAAGUUGUUGGGCCUCUGAGCCUUCUCAGAGGCCAUCAUUUUCUGAAAUCUCUCAGAAGCUAAGGAAUAUGGCUGCUGCAAUGAAUGUGAAAUAAUUCCAGCUUGUGCAGUUGAUUCACUUCUUGCAUUGUAUGUUAGCCAGGACUUAGCCAAAGAGGAAAAUAAAUUGAAGCGUAGAUUUUGCAGUGUAAGGCCACCACUGGUUUAAAAGUAUAUUAAGGCUAAUAGUGUAAUAUUAUGCCUUGGUUCAUAUUUAAGGUACCCUUUGUAUACUGCUGUGAAAUGGUAAUGCUCUUUGAGAAGUGCCGGAUAAUGCACUUUAGAGUGGCUUUUGCCUGGAAGGGGCUUCAUCAUACACCAGCCGGAGCCAUGAUGGCACGACCAGAAUGUUUUAGUAAUUUGGUUGAGAUCACAACGGUACUGAGAUCGAAGCUGAACCAAGGUCUCGUUUGAAGGGCAUGUAUAUAAAUUAAUUGUUAUUAAAGCUAUAUCCUGAGAGGAUAAUGACGCAUUAUACUUACAAAUUUUACACAAUUGAACCUAUUUCGUUAUUCGUUAUUUUAUUUUAUUUUGGGCCUCUGCUGGGUAUGUUAGCCAGGAACAUCUGUUUAUAUGUCAGGCUUAUGCUUUGGCUCUUAGAAUGUGAAAAGCAUAUGAGUAUUUGUAAGAACCUCUUUACAACAUUAAAGUCUGGCUUUAGUGUAUUUGAUGUAGAAACUAUAAAGGCAUAGAUGUAUAAAGUAUCUGAAUAUUUGAUCGAA